CGACGGGCAGUCUCGAAGAACAUCACCUCACUCUGAUUAGCUGGAGAGUCACGUUUCGGAAGCCCUCGAGACGAUUGGCUUCAUAUGCCGAUUGUCCGGUUCAUGAGUUCCAAUGCUACUCCAUGGCUGAUCCUUGGGCAAUUAGCCACUCUACGUACACUAAGAUCUGCCUCAGCACGAUGCAUGUCAAGGGCCAUGAUCACCCCGCACGAGCUUUUGAGUUCUACGCAGGCACGAACUGAUCCCCGCGUUCUCCAUGCGCGCCUGUCGUGCCGAAUCAACCAUAGUUGGAGAUCCUGAUGUCACCCCAAUGCAGGACGGGAUGUCGAGCUCUUAUUAACUCCUCCCGCAUCGCAUCCCAUCCAUCCCCGCACUUUGUGAACUCAACCAGAGCUC
Molecule: messenger RNA, 396 nt
Organism: Truncatella angustata
Lineage: Eukaryota; Fungi; Ascomycota; Sordariomycetes; Amphisphaeriales; Sporocadaceae
Exons: 1
Coding region: 85-300 (71 amino acids)
Source: RefSeq, a predicted model, not a curated record